Messenger RNA from Brachypodium distachyon (stiff brome), 2699 nucleotides. RefSeq names its product HBS1-like protein. The coding region runs from base 366 to 2408 and encodes 680 amino acids. Gene Ontology annotation, biological process: translation. NCBI's taxonomy places the organism in Eukaryota, Viridiplantae, Streptophyta, Magnoliopsida, Poales, Poaceae. The record is from RefSeq and is a predicted model, not a curated record. Gene Ontology annotation, molecular function: GTPase activity; GTP binding. The transcript has 11 exons.
GAGGACCUGCCUAGCCCAUCAAGCAACAGUCGCCAGUCCGGACUCCGGAGUAAACCGUGGCCAAAGAGAGACGGCCUGCCGCCGCCUGGCCACCCCCGCCGGAGUUCUUCCACGAGCUUCCGCCCGCCUCUGCCGGGCUACACGCGGCUCCGCCAAGCCUCCCCGCACGGCCCCGCUCCCGCUCUCCGCCAGUGGCUAGGUCGCCGACUCGCCGUCUCCCACAAAUAGGUCUCCCUGUCUCAGCGAUUUCUUCGGCCUGCAGCCCCCAACGCCCAAACUCUUUUUGGGGGUGCUUUGGGUAAGCAAGUCCUGGCUCCACCGCCUGACGCCCUCCUCCGUGCUGGAAUAUCUUGUUUGCCAGGAAAAUGCCUCGCAAGAUUUUCUCCGGUCCCGAUUGUGAUGAUGAGUACGAUGAUUAUGAUGAGUAUGAGGAUGAUUAUUAUGAUUCUGAUGAGGCUGGACAGGGUGACAUUCAGCCACCUGUGAAGGAGAAAGAGUCAUUGAAGAAUUCAUCAAAUAAAGUGCCUGUUCUUUGGAAGUGCUCCAUGUGCACAUUUGACAAUCAUGAAACUAUGGUAUAUUGUGAGAUGUGUGGGGUUUUCCGGGAAUCUUUCGUCAAAUCUGCCAAGGAUGGUUUGAUAAAAGGUUCCAUCAAUGGAGUAUCAAGUGAUUCUGGGACAUACGCAGUGUCAAGCUCUGAUUCUGCCAAGAUUCCAGCGAAGACUGGUACGACAAACUUUCAUGGUGAUUCCGAGAAAAAGUGUGCUAUCACAUCCAAUGAUAAAGUUAAUUCCACACAGCUAGCAUCUGUUGGUAGCUCAUCAGGCACCGGAAGAAAGAAGCAACCCAUUAUACGACCUGAAGAAGACGUGCCUGUCGAGAGGACAAGUCAAUUGAUUGCCGAUCAUUUUCAACCCAUGGGGGACCAGAGUAGUAGGGCUAGCAGCUCGGCACAGAAUAAGGAUUCGAUGCAGACACUUUCUUCGAGCAUAAGUGAGUUAAGUAUAGAAAAGAAUAAUAUAAAUGUCACAAAACCUUAUUUACUAGAAGACUAUAAGGCUGAGGAAUGGAUGCUAGCUGAUCAAGCGUCCGGGAUGCUGAGCCAACUAAACCUUGCAAUAGUGGGUCAUGUUGAUUCUGGCAAGUCAACACUCUCUGGGAGAUUGCUGCACCUAUUAGGAAGGAUAUCGAAAAAAGAGAUGCACAAAAAUGAGAAGGAGGCCAAGGAGAAAGGAAAGGGGUCAUUUGCUUAUGCAUGGGCCAUGGAUGAGAGCACUGAAGAAAGAGAAAGAGGUGUCACAAUGACAGUGGCUGUGGCUUAUUUCGAGACCAAGAAGUACCGUGUAGUUUUGCUCGACUCUCCCGGCCACAAAGAUUUUGUGCCAAAUAUGAUAUCUGGUGCAACACAAGCUGAUGCAGCUAUUCUUGUGGUUGAUGCUUCAACUGGUUCUUUUGAAGCUGGCAUGAAUGGUGCAGGAGGGAUAAGUAUUGGGCAGACAAAGGAGCAUGCUCAGCUUAUUAGAAGCUUUGGUGUUGAACAGCUUAUUGUUGCAGUCAACAAGAUGGAUGCCAUUGGGUACUCCAAAGAAAGAUUGGAGUUCAUCAAGGUACAACUUGGAAGUUUUCUGCGGUCAUGCAACUUCAAAGAUUCAUCUGUCACCUGGAUUCCUCUAAGUGCUGUAGAAAAUCAAAAUUUGAUUCAACCUCCUUCGGAUGCUCGUUUUACCUCCUGGUAUCGAGGGUCCUGUCUCUUGGAUGCUAUAGACUCAUUGCAGCUUCCUUCUCGGGAUGUUACAAAACCCCUCGUUCUUCCUAUAUGUGAUGUUAUCAAGUCUCAGUUGACAGGACAGCUUGCAGCUUUUGGAAAAUUAGAAGCUGGGGCUAUUCGAAAUGGUUCAAAGGUUUUAGUUUUACCCUGUGGGCAAGAAGCAACAGUGAAAACCAUCGAACGAGACUCUAGUUCAUGCAGCAUAGCGAGGGCUGGUGACAAUGUAUCAGUUUGUUUACAGGGUGUUGAUGGUAACCGAAUAAUACCUGGUGGGGUUCUUUGCCACCCUGGUUUCCCGGUUCUUGUAGCCGACUACCUGGAGCUAAAGAUUCGUGUAUUGGACAUCACUGUUCCCAUUCUUAUUGGUUAUCAGGUGGAGUUUCACAUACAUCAUGUAAAGGAAGCUGCAAAAAUAACAAAAAUCAUGGCAUUACUUGACAAGACAGGCAAGCCAAGUAAAACAGCACCACGAUUUCUUAAAUCAAAGCAGAGUGCUGUCGUACAGGUCAAGCUAGAUGGAGCUGUCUGUGUUCAGGAAUUCUCCAAGUGCCGAGCUCUUGGGAGGGCAUUCUUAAGGUCGUCUGGAAGCACAAUCGCUGUUGGUAUCAUAAAUAAGAUUUUGGGGCAAUAUCAGAACUAAAAGACCUGUUCCUAUGUUGUCAAAAACCUGGACGUAGCUGCCUCGCAAGAUCUGUACCUCAGUUGACUCACUUCUACUAGCAGGCCAUUCCAAAAGCAUGGCGAUGCCAAUUUUGUUUUAUUUUUGCUCCUCGCCAUAGCUGUUGUGCGUUAUACUGCUGAGAUAUGCCUUGUAAAAAUAUCUACACCCGUGGGUUAUUUGUCUUAAAUUCUGAGUUUCUUUUGGUUAAGCUGGUAAACGUAACUAUACCUUCGGCCUGUGGGUUGUGACUAACGUUCACAUUUUUUUAUA